CCGCAGCCGGCCACGGGACCCGCGCCUGGGGCGCCACAGCCACGGGUCCACGUGGACCCCGGGCCGCGGCGGGACGGGAACCCGCCCCGCGUCUGGGGGAGGGGCGCUGCUGCGGGUUCCCUUUUUGUGCAGCUCGCAGGCCAGGGAGCGAUUGCCUCAAGGCGGGGGCGGAAGGACCCAGGCUGCCCCGGGGGGGAGCGGCCCCACCCGGUCUUACCGCGAGUCGGGCGGGAGGCGCUGCGCUCCCGGCGGUGACGGCCGCCCUCGGGACCGCUGCAGGGGACCUUGGCCGCCCAGCCGGAGCGCAGCCGCCGCUGCGGGGCACGCCCCUUCAGUCUCCAGGGUGGGGCCACUCAAACCGGGCCCCCGCCGCCCCCAGCCCUUCUGGGGUCGUGGCCCCCAGGCUGUGGUGAGGGCCUCGGAGCUGGUGUCUCGGAGCCCGGGCAGCCGGUGUCCUCCACCCAUGCCCACCCCACAUGAGGCUGAGAAGCAGCACACCGGGCCUGAGGAGGCAGCGCAGCCUCCGUCCAUGUCUGUCCGCGAUGGGGCCUCCGCAGUGGCCCCUAGCCGCAACCCCUGCUGCCUGUGCUGGUGCUGCUGCUGUAGCUGUUCCUGGAACCAGCAGCGGCGGCGAGCCUGGCAGGCCUCCCGGGAGAGCAAGCUGCAGCCCCUGCCCAGCUGUGAGGCAUGUGCUGCCCCAAGCCCAGAGGAGGUGCAGAGCUGGGCACAGUCCUUCGACAAGCUGAUGAACAGCCCGGCUGGCCGCAGCGUGUUCCGUGCCUUCCUGCGCACCGAGUACAGCGAGGAGAACAUGCUGUUCUGGCUGGCCUGUGAGGAGCUCAAGGCCGAAGCCGAGCAGCACGUGGUGGACGAGAAGGCACGGCUCAUCUAUGCCGACUACGUCUCCAUCUUGUCUCCAAAGGAGGUAAGCCUGGACUCGCGGGUACGUGAGGGCAUCAACAAGCGGAUGCAGGAGCCAUCGGCCCACACCUUCGACGACGCCCAGUUGCAGAUCUAUCGGCUCAUGCACCGGGACUCUUACCCCCGUUUCCUCAGCUCCCCCACCUACCGCGCUCUGCUGCUGCGUGGAGCCCCCCAGCCCUCCUCUGAGGCCUAGGCCACCACACUGUGCACACACUGGGCCCUGCAGACCCAGCCCUGGAACCCCUACCCAGGGCUCCUGUGCAGUGAGGAGGGUUGGCUGCUGCUGGACAGCCAGCCCUCGCCUCAGCUAGUAUGACCCACUGCCCCCGGAGCCUACACUGGGACUUGGUGUCUGGCGUACAUGAACUUUAAACCCAAAGGCACAGCCUUACUGUUGGUCGGGAACAAGGAGACAUCUUGAUCUUUACUUCUGCCUCUGCCCACCAUAAUCAGAUCACAUCACCGAAAGCA
Molecule: messenger RNA, 1395 nt
Organism: Ochotona princeps (American pika)
Lineage: Eukaryota; Metazoa; Chordata; Mammalia; Lagomorpha; Ochotonidae
Gene: RGS19
Product: regulator of G protein signaling 19
Exons: 6
Coding region: 464-1117 (217 amino acids)
Source: RefSeq, a predicted model, not a curated record